This is a messenger RNA of Dujonia railenensis, 2574 nucleotides long. The record is from the annotation of a GenBank genome assembly. Lineage: Eukaryota; Fungi; Ascomycota; Pichiomycetes; Serinales; Debaryomycetaceae.
AUGUCCCAAACUUUAUGGACCCGUAAGACUCGCGAGCCUAAUGUCAAUGUAGAAGAAAAUUCGACCACAAUUCCUUCCACAACUUCAAGUUCUAGCAGCUUCGCUGGAGCAGAUUCGCCGUACCAUCGCGUCGCUGUACCUCCCAAUGAAAAGGGGAAACGCUACACGAUGAACGAAGUUUUCCAAGUUUGGUAUGAUAACAAGGAUAGCAUCCUUAACAAGCAUACGACCCAGAAACCUAGUGAAAAUUACAAGCUUGCUCAACCAAGUCCAAUUUACCAUUUAGAGCUUCAAUCUCAAUCGCUGUUCCAAAAGAAAAUUGGUGGAGACGUUAACGGUGAGGAAUUUGAACAACGCGAUGUGAACCAAGCGGGGGAGGUUCCUUCUACAUACGAUAAUAGCGGUAUUGCCGUUGGUUCAUUAGAAAGACUUUCUAUCAAUGAGCAAUCUGUUCCAAUUCAUCCGAACCAGCAAUCUCAGGGCCCUCCACCUGGGAUGAUUUCUGCUACUCAAUCUCAAGCAGAUCCAAAAAAACAUGUGUCCUUUGUCACUCCGGAUAAGAUCGAAUGGAUCUACGUAGAUCCAAGUGGAAAGGAACAAGGUCCUUUUAAUGGAGAGAUGAUGCAGGAAUGGUUAACUGAUGGGUAUCUUCACCUUGACUUGCGCAUUAGAAGAAAGGAGGAAUAUACAUUCCAAACUUUGAAGGACUUGUGCGAGACUGUUCAGAAUUACACCCAUCCCUUCAAGGUUCCACUUCUUGACUUAUCAACCCCACCGCCACCAGUCCCCCCUCAGCAGCAACAGCAACAGCAGCAGCAACAGCAACCUGCGAAUGACAAUGUUCCAUUGCAAUCUCAAAUCCAUCAAUUUUUGUCAGGAGGAAACGAUUCAUCUUUGAAUUUAGGUGCUGCUAGUAUGAGAUUGAACUCCAACAUCAACCAACAGAACUUAUUUGGGAAUGAUUUUAUGACCCAUGGUGAUCCAUUUGUAUCACAGAACUCCACUGGCGGAUUCCAAAAUGGACCCACCACCUCGAAUUCAUUUGGGAUUGAUACUUUGAAUUUCAAUCACCAAUCUCUCCCAAUGAAUACUCAUAUGCCGUCGAUUCUUCAGCAGCAAAUUCAACAGCAACAACAGCCUGUUUUAUCUCGUUCCAACAGUGGAUGGGGACUCGACAAUGGUGGAUUAAUGGGAAGUAGCCCAGCCACCCCAGUUGGUCCUGUUCCUUCUGUUCUUCAAAAUUCCAUCAAUCAGCCAUCCCCUGUAUCUCCUUGGUUAUCUGGUGUACCACACUCUCGUGUUAGUUCACCUUUUAUUCCUGCCACGUCUUUGGCAGACACUACUAGUGGUAAGAAGGAUGAUAAUUCAAUCUUAAAUAUCACAAGAGAAGACGCAGUUGCGUUAGAUAAUAGUAAUGGUCCAAAUAAACUGAUAAAAGAGGAUUUGACCGAUGAGAUUCAAAACAAAGAGACAAACAAAUUGAAAGAAGACAUCGUAAAAAAAGAAGAGGAACAUAAUGUUGAGCAAAAUACAGCAGAACAAGCAGCUGAAUUAGCAAGUGCUACUGAAACAACAUCUAUUUCUACAUCUAAUUCGACAGCCUCUAAUGUCAUUGCCGCUGCCGCUGCUACUGCUGCCUUAUUAUCUUCAGAAGUUCCUGCAUCCCCAGCUACUACGAAGUCUACUUUAGCUCCAUGGGCUACGAAAGAAGCUGAAGCUAAUGUCAAACCAAAACUUACAUUGAAGGAAAUUCAACAAAUUGAGGCAGAAGAAUUAAAGAAACAAAAGAAACUUCAGCAUGAAUUGAAUGAGCAAGCUUCCAGAGCUGCUUCACAAGCUUGGCAAGAAGAGCAAGCUGCUGCGUCAACUGCCCCUGCUCUUCCAAAAGGCUCAGGUUGGGGAAGCUCCACUUCAGUCUCUGCAAUUCCUGCCGCUACCAAGAAGACUUUGGCUGACAUUCAAAGGGAAGAGGCUGAAGCCGCGGCCUUGAGAGCCUCCGCUUCCAAGACCGUAUCUUCUCCAAUGAUCAGCUCCAAGCCACUUUCAUUUGCUAGUGCUGUAGCAAAUAGUACUCCUAAGGAUGAUGCUAGUUGGACUGUGGUCCCCAAGAAGGCCACGGUUGUUAAAAAAUCGGCCAAGCCAAUGAGCCCUAUUGUGAACAAUGCAACCUCUAAGGUUGACCCUCAAAUGUUACGUUCAGUAUCGGCAAGUAGACCAAUUACUUCAAUCAACUCUACUGUUCUUCGUGAAGAAUUUGUAGUUUGGGCUAGAUCAUCUAUGACUAACUUAUACCCUUCUGUCUCGAAGGAUGAUUUGUUAGACAUUUUCUUGACUUUACCAAGUAAUAGUUCUGAGUCAUCACUGUUGAUCUCAGAAACAAUUUAUAGCUCCUCUCCUACAAUGGAUGGCCGCCGUUUUGCUAAGGAAUUUCUCGACAAAAGAGCUAAAGUGGAGCAACAAGUUGGAAACUCUAGCAGCAGUUGGUCUUCAGCAAUUAUCUCAAGUGCUGAUAAAGUUCAAACUGUUGACGAAGAAGGAUGGAGCACUGGUAAGAAGAAGAAGGGUAGACGUUAG